ACUUGAUAUUGAUACUUGUCUGUGGUGUGUUUACAACUCAAACCCCUUGAAUAUUUUAUUUUAUUUUAUUAAUUAAGUUUUAUUCGCCCAUUAUCACGCGUCGUCAGUAUGGGAGAAGACGACAAGAUGCCCAGUGAGCAAGAGGGUAUUCAGAUACAAAUUAUGGAAGAAGCUGGACAAAUAGAUGUGCCGUUAGAAGUAGGAAAUACUGCAAGAACUGCAAGCACAGUGCGAGAAUCAGCAGUACAGUUACAGUUCACUGAGCUCCACUCAUUCCCAGCAAUUGAGUGUCUUCCAUUAGAUGAAGUCACUAAAAGCUGGGAGCUAAAUUAUCGAGAAGCAGCUAUUUUCUUAGAAGAAGGAAUCAAUAAUGAUAAGUUGACAUCCCAUCCCUCUUGCCAUGAAGCACUUCCUGCAUACCUCCUUGUACACAACAAGUGGUAUUAUGCCCUGGAUUUUGCAGCCUCUUUAUUACUGAUUUUAUUGACAUUCACAGAGAAACCAGCAAACCCCCUCUUUCGGCUACCUGUAGGGGUACAUAGCAGCAUGGAACUCAUGGCUUUAGUCAUUGUUAGUGUUGAGUUGAUUAUGAAAUUCCGCUGGGUGGGAUUCAAAAUAUUCAUUCACCACCCUAGAUCCAUGGUGAAGGCGCUGACGCUCUUGAUAAUGAUUGCUGAAUCUAUUGUGGUUCUCGUCCGGCAAAGUUCGCAUUUUAGGGUUACUCGCGCUCUCCGACCCAUCUUCCUUCUAGAUAAUCACCAUUUCGGUGGAGUCCGUAGAUACUUACGCCAGGUUUUACAAUCGGUGCCUCCAGCAAUUGAUAUGUUAGGCCUACUGCUAUUCGUAAUUCUAUUCUACAGUGUUUUAGGUUUUUAUAUUUUUGGAUCGAACGUAAACGAUCCAUAUUUCAGUACUUUACAGCAAGCCUUUAUUUCCCUUUUCAUACUUUUGACGACGGCAAAUUUUCCCGAUGUGAUGAUGCCGUCCUAUGCGGUAACUCGUUGGUCAUCUGUUUUUUUCAUUACAUACCUUUCCAUCGUUCUGUACUUUUUGAUGAAUCUGUUACUUGCCGCUGUCUAUGCAUCUUUUUCUAGUAUGGAGAGAAAAAAGUUUCAACAGUUAUUGCUCCAUAGACGUAAAGCAGCGCAACAUGCUUUCCGUCUCUUGCUUAGUCGGAGCAAUAGAGGGGGCAUUACGCUGCAACACUUCCGUGGUCUUCUACGUAAUGUUGACCCAUCUCGAACCUACAGGGAAAUGUAUCUGAUGUUCCGUCUUCUAAACACGUCAGAUUCUGGAAUAAUUAACCUAAAUGAAUUCUAUCAUAUUUACGAUGUGUUGGAUAUGAAAUGGCGGAUAAGAAAUGAGGAACCGUUUUGGUUUUCACGGCUUCGUUCCCGUACGUUGGCCACUAUGGCCCAACAAGUACAUCGGCUGGUUACCUGGACUUUUUUCGACUACUUUGUCUGCCUAGUGAUUUUCCUGGGAGGAAUUCUGAUUUUAACGAGAACUGCAGCUAUCUCGGUGCAUAUGAGCAACCCGCUUGAACUAGGUGUUACUUGGGAAACCUACGCCUUUGUGUCUUUCUAUGCACUUGAAGCAUGCCUAAAAAUGUUUGGCAUGGGUUUUCACGUCUACUUCUCCUCUGGCUGGAACUGCUUCGACUUUGCCGUGACAGGAGUAUCUCUGAUUGGGCUAGCGGCUGAAAUUCUCGGUCAAUGGUCAUUCCUCGUGGUAGCAAGGCAUUCGCGGAUUUUACGUGUUUUCAAGCUACGUAAGCGAUAUCGAGAUGUCUUUGGAACGAUAUUUAUUUUAGGUCAAAGACUACUGUGCGCCGGAAUUGUUUUCCUGAUUCUUUAUUACGCUUACUCAAUUGUUGGAAUGGAACUUUUUGCAGAGUACGACCUUACCAAUUGUUGCAAGAAUUCAACUGUUGAAGCUAAUUUUCGCUUUGAAAAUGGAUCAUCGUCGAACGGCUACUAUUACCUAAAUAAUUUUGAAAACGUCAUUUCGUCCUAUGUGACGUUGUUCGAGCUGACUGUCAUAAAUAAUUGGUACAUCAUAAUGGAAGGCUAUGCUGUGACUACAUCGCAGUGGAGCCGUAUUUAUUUUAUGUGCUUCUACCUCACCAUAAUGAUACUUCUCUCCAUCGUCGUUGCAUCGGUUCUCGACGGAUUUAUGUUUCGAAUUUCAUACAAAGAACAAAUGACUAAAGAUGACGAAAAGCGUUUAGUUGAGAAGACUGUUACUCUCAAUGCCGAAGAAUAUGAACGGCUCCUAGCAGUGGAAUCUGCGGAACAAUUGUCGAAGGGAAAGCUAUGGCACAAUUGGUUUGCCCGACUGCGUAAGCAAGAACCUUUCCGUACCCUGGAAGAGACUACAUUGGAUUUGCCGGACAUUCGUCCUAUAUCAGUAACAUUCACGGGUUUCCGUCGACGGACCAAGGAUGUUCUUCUCAGUUUUAUGUACAAGGAUGAAAUAUCCUGCUGGAUGAAGCAAGCCGAUCAUGAAGAAAAACAGCAACAACCAAAAAACUCACCGUCCAAACGGGUAGAAAUACGCCAGAGACAGCAUCGGGGCUCUGGGGAAACCAAUAGCGAUUAAGAUUCCUAAGAGAAGUCUCUAGCGUCUUUACAACCCAGUCACACCUCCAUCCUCAUAUUUAUAUCAUAUAUUUUUAGAUUACAAAUGAACGAUUUUCCAUUUCUGUAAUGAAUUCUUCCAAAAGAAAAAAAAAAAACAACAAAAAAAAACAAAAACAAAAAACAAAACAAAACAAAAACAAAAAAACAAAAAAAAACAUCCAUAGACCCAACGCGCAUAGAUAGCACACCUGCAGUUUCAAGAAGCCGCUGUCUCUCUUUUGAAAAGUGCUGUAAUAGCGAGAAUUGUUUCGCUGAAGAGUUUUAUUAUUUUUAGGCCUAAUCAAAAAGAAAUCACGAGUAAACUGAAUGACUACCUAGUAAUAUAUUCAGAUUAGUUUAAUGUUUAUGGCUAUUUAGCAAUAAAUGCCACGUACGCCUACUAAAACCAAACCCAGUUAGUAAUGGAUAUAAAUAAAAUAUUUAAAUGCCUAAA
Molecule: messenger RNA, 3075 nt
Organism: Daphnia magna
Lineage: Eukaryota; Metazoa; Arthropoda; Branchiopoda; Diplostraca; Daphniidae
Product: two pore calcium channel protein 1
Exons: 12
Coding region: 109-2601 (830 amino acids)
Biological process (GO): monoatomic ion transport; transmembrane transport
Cellular component (GO): lysosomal membrane; endosome membrane
Molecular function (GO): monoatomic ion channel activity; voltage-gated channel activity
Source: RefSeq, a predicted model, not a curated record